CUCAGAAGAGGUGGAGCUCAUCCUGUGUGGGAGUGCCAGGAUGUGCGAGGUUAUAAAUAAAAGCUAUAAAGCCACAGAGGCUGCAGCUCUUCACCACAGCUGGGUUUCACUGGAACACCACAGAGGGCACAUCUGCACAUUUCACCGACUAACUAAAGAACAUUUGCCUCCCUUAACGGAUUAAGACAGGACCUCUUUCCUGACAUCCAGUAUGAGUGGUUUGACAGAAUGGAUUCUGGAGAAUAAGGACAAGAUUGAAAAGGGCGUGGAGAUCCUAGGCCAAGGCUGUGAGAUCCUGGCAAACACUGUAGGCCAGUUCCAUCCCGUCCUGGAGGCAGUUUUUAUGGUCUCAGCUGAGCUCCUCAGCAACCCAGAGGGCAAAGAGGCUAAGUAUCUUGCUGAACAGUUUGAAAGUGUCAACCAGAAGUUGGAAAAGGUCCAGGGUGAGAUUAAAGAAACAGAGCUGGUGCUGCAGCGAUCAUCGUUGAACCUCCAGAACUUUAAGUUCUACACACAGAUAAUCAACCAGUAUGAAAUGUUUAAAUAUAUUUUCACAGCCAAACCCAAGUUUAAGAAGUUGAAGAUAGACGAGUUCCUCCUCUACUUUGAGGAAUAUGAGGAAGACAAGAACCUUGAUUGCUUGUACGAUGCCGUCACUAAAGAGAACACCUCUGGACAUGCAAUGCUGGACACGAUACUGAUCACUGAGCAGCGGAGCAGGAGGGCAGUGGAGGAAUUCUGUGCUUGCCUGAAGAAGGUGUUUGUGGUUGGGAUCAUAGCAUUGAUGGGCUACACUGCAUUAAAGGAAGGGACUGUUGGAGAGGAUAUGGUGAAGAAAUGGCAAGAACGCAUGGAGGACGUGGAGAAGCGCAUGAAGGCGGCAGUGGAUGAAUGUGUGAACAACUUCGCUGAGCAAGCCGAGAUUGACAUAGAUCAGAAGCUCAAGGAGAAGCAGAGCAGUGUCGACCCUGAGUUUACUGAAUUCCUACUGGAUGCCCUUGUCAAGAAGUACGACUGGGUCUCGUGGUCAGUCAGGGUGUUUAAAGAUGAUGACAGCAAACUUGGGAGAUUUCUGUUUGGCAAGCGGCACCGUGUAAAUGGUGGAAAUGUCAAUUAUUUUGAGCAUUUGUGCAAUAAUAAAAUAAGAAUUGUGGUAUCUUUCACUGCAGACCCUAAACCACUCAACAAGAGCCAGAUAAAAGAUCAAAUAGAGAAAGAGAAAGGUGAUAUGAAAUCUGUGGCUGAGUCUCUGUGCAAGAGUCUUCCCAACUGCCUUGUGCAUGCUGUCAGUCGCUCUAACAGAGUGGAGGAAGCCAAUAAUUUCAACCCCGAGCACUUUUAUUAUAUUUCUCACAAAAUAGCAUACAUUUGUAUCCACUCAGAAUAAUAUAAUUUAGAUCAAACUAAAUAUAUUGAUGGCAGAGUCUACACUAUUUGCUCAAUUUGGAUUCUCCAGGCUCCUAUUAAUUAAUGGAUUCUACGUUUUUACAAAACGUUAUGAUUGUUGUUGUCUUUGUUGCUGUUGUUUUCAUAGCACUUGAUUAUGGAAACAUUACAGAAAAGCACUAAGGUUUGACAGGUACACAUUAGGCUCUAAAGAAGGAAAAAUGGGUUGAAAAGAAGUUUGAUAUUGUUUCAAUGUUCAUACAUUAUAUUAACCCCUAUAUAAAUAAAUAAACCUAAGGUUUAGUAAACCUAUUCCCAGCUCGUGACCUAUUAUUUCUGAUACACCUAAUGUACACACUGUUUACAUUCACAGCAUUUUUAUCAUUAUAUUGUUAUAUCUUUUUGCACUACCUGUCACAUCUGACACUUACUCACAAACGAACUGGUCAGCGCUGCACUGUCUCUUACUGUGCCUAUUGUCCUGUUUUAGUAAUUAUUGUACUGUCUUGUGCUGUUUGCACACGUGCACUUUAUGUAGUCCUGUGUAGGUCUUAUUGAGUUCUGUGUUGUCUCAUGUACUUCUGUGUUGUUUUAUGUAGCACCAUGGUCCUGGAGGAACGUUCUUUUGUUUCACUGUGUACUGCACCAGCUGUAUAUGGUUAAAAUGACAAUAAAGCCAACUGACUUGACCAGAA
Molecule: messenger RNA, 2081 nt
Organism: Pangasianodon hypophthalmus (striped catfish)
Lineage: Eukaryota; Metazoa; Chordata; Actinopteri; Siluriformes; Pangasiidae
Exons: 2
Coding region: 212-1387 (391 amino acids)
Source: RefSeq, a predicted model, not a curated record